AGUUGUAGCGAGCUAGCUCUGCCCGGGUGAGCUUUUCCAUUCGCUCAGCCCGAGUGAGCGAAUUUUCUAGGUUUACAGCGCUCAUGGUGGCAGUUUCAGCAAUCGCAAAUUGACAUGGGACGACCAAAACUACCCGAAAACGAAGAAGAAGCAAAAAUACAGAAAGCUAAGAGGUUAGAGGCCCAAAUCGAGGCCAGAGAAAAGAAGGCAUUGAAAAGAAAAGCACAAAAUUUGGCGAAAAACUUGUUUAGAAGAAAAAAGCAAUUACAGGAAAUCCUCAACUCCACAAGAAUUGUACGAAGAAAGGAUACUCUGGUGGAGGAUUUUCUGAUGAUGCGCAUAAAAACCAACCAUCAAAAAAGCUAUUGGCUGAUGGGAAAACAGAAGUUGAAAUAUUAAUUCAACAGUUCAAAAAGGAAGUUCUUUUUAUGGAUCCUUUGCCAGCACGUCUUUCAGAUCCUCAACAACUAACAGAAGCGCAGACCAGAAUUGCUUUUGAUGACCACACGUUUGAUCUUCCUGCAGCUGCAGCACAACAUCACACUUUUACAAAAGAAGCACAGACAAGAAUUGCUGUUGAACACCACACAUCAGAUGAUCUUCCUGCAACACCACAUCACCCUUUUACAAAAGAAACAAAAGAACAACAGGAGGGCUUUUUGCAAUGGUUUGCCCAGGUAGAAGAAGAGGCAGCUGCUGAAAACUUAAACAAUGACAAAGAAAAUGCAGCCGUUAAAAAGAAGAGGUUAGAAGAAUCAAGAAGGAUAUUAAGGGAGCGCAACAAGGACCACGACGAAGAUGAUCGGCUUUGGAAAGAUAGCGCCGAGAGAGCAUAUGUGUCAUUGGUUAAAAGCUAUGGGUGUAAUAGCUUUGUUUGCCAAGUCUGGUCUUCAUCUGCUCUGGGUUUGCAAUGGUGUAUUAAAUGCAAAAAUUGUAGAAAAACUUUCUGUGGUGAUUGUAAUUUUAAAUUGCAUUCUUCCAGCCCUUUCUGUCAUCGGACAGUUCACUUCAGGCAGGCUGACAAAUGGGAUCAUACAAGAAAAUUGUUACCCAUUGAAUUCCUCAUCAUUCAUGGAGCCGUGCAAACGAAAGGGGUUGCAGUUCCGUUGUUUACAGCACCCACGCACUGUCCUCAGUGUAAAGGUGUCGGUAAAACAGGUGGUCUAUUAAAUUUAACACCAGGAUCUGAUUUUUGCACUGUGGUGACAAAAGACGGAGUAUUUAACUUAAAUGAUGCUGUUUUCCAAUGUAACAGAUCAAAGUCAUGCAGUUUCAGACGACCCGCCCAAUUCGAAGACUACAUUUCUUCAGGAUUCUUUCCUGGGACGCCAAAAAAUUGAAGUUUUCUAUUUUCUACGAAAUUGUUGCGCAUGUGGCAUCAUUUAAGUCUACUAACACCUGGGACGUCGGAACGACAGUUCGCAGCAACAAUUUCCUCCACGCCAGACGGUGUAGGCUUGAGCGAAAUCAUCAAUUCUCUCAUGUUCAAAAGAGCCAGCAAAGCAUGCUCCUACGUCCAUCAUCUCAUAGACAAACGUGUUAAAGGACUCCGGAAGGAUUUAUGUCGAGCCUGCAUCUCAAAACUAACUGGAGAACCGGAACCGCUAUCGUUACACCCUGAUGGCAACCACAAACUUUGUAGGCGGCAUCGUGAAAAUCAAAAGAAAGGCCAAAGUUGGUAUGAGGAUGAGGUGAUAACCUCUCAAGCUGAGCUUAAAAGCGUCAAAGAGGCUGUUGCCACUGUACGGCCCCAAGGAAAAAACACAAUUGGCUCUAAGUGUGGCAAUGCUGAAUUUGUAGCGAUGAGAGAGGUAUCAUCACGAUACAAAAACCUCGCCACUGUAGGCAUUGUAAUGGCAUCCUGUGGCCAUGGAUGCAUCUUCACAGCCUGUGAUAUGUGCGAAGGUGAAACGUUUCGGCAUACUCUCGUUGCACACAUAAAGUGCAGUAAAUUCAAUUGCAAAUUUUUGGUGAACGACGUAAUUUGUAAGUACUGGCCAUUCGUCGAGUUUCUCGGGAAGGAACUUCGAGAGCAGUUCGGACAUCUUACGAAUGGCAUGCAAGGAUUUCUUUCCCGUCUUCAUGGGCAAUGCCAUUCCUGGUACUGCCAGAUAUUGUUUUUCGGCCACUGGAAAGUUGGAGCUGCUGGAACCCUAGGAGAAGAAUCGGAACAAGUCUUCAGUUUUUUUUCACGAUACGCUAACGUUACGAAAGUAAUGAGCGAAGCAGGUAGAAACGACUUUCUAACCCUGGCUAUAUUAUAUUGGAAUUCAAGAAAAGAAAAAAUUCUGCCGAGAUUGGUCACCUCAAGACUUCUCAUCGCUGUUCAUCGUGUACAUUUCUACCAAAAACGUUUGGUAUAUUUAUUGGCAAAAAGAGGACUGACGGAGGCCGACCUUCCUGAUAUACAUCUUCAACUUUACAACAAAGCCUUUGAAUAUAUCAAAAGCAACAGAGAAGACAAGAAAAAAACAAAGUUGGAAAUUGUUCAGAAUGAAAUAGAAACAUUUUAUUACGAACACUCCAAUAUGCAUGAUAGAAUUGCAAGUGUUGCUGCUACUUGCAAAUGGAAAGCCCACAUUCGGAAUAAAAUAUCCAAGUUGAAUGUAAAAAUAAAAGCCAAGCUUGUAACUUUAAAUGCUUUGACAGAAGAAGAUUGGAUAACCAAAAUAAAUGGAGACGUUUACCAUCCGCUAACGUUUCAACAUUUUACGGAAGGAGCUUUCCCGUGGGAAGAGUCAAACGACGCCUCCUUCAGGGAAAAUUUUAAACUAAUCGAUUGUUGGAUGCUGCUUAAAAGGAAUGAAGAACAGCCGGGUCAAUCUAUGAAAGAAAUUUCUCAAUUUCUGCAUUCCCUAAAGAAAAGUAUUGAAUUUCAUCAUGCUGAAGUUGGAAACCUGAUGCAACCCGAUGUGACUGACAACUUUGUUGUUCAAGAACAAGAAUUGGUUGAAGAUUUGCUGCUGCCACAAACAGACAAAAUGCUUUUUAAUCAAGCGCAAGCGUCAAUGAAGUUUGCAGAAAUUCGCCGCCUUCAAAUGGUCCUAAAUGAUGCUUUAAGAUACUUAAAGUAUUAUCAACAUCUAGAACCGGGUGAUUAUGAAAGUAUGCUUAAUGAGGAAGAAUCUGACGGUGAUGAAAUAAAUGAAUGCCACGAUUCUGAUAGCAAUGACAAUGAAGCCUGAUACAUGAACCUAUGCGUCUUACCAUUACAAACCUUAGGAACAUUUUUUUUAAGGAACUGAAGAAUAAGUUGUAACAUUGCGUGUUUGUCAUUAUGCUGAUACUGUACCUGUAGGCGUUGGUCACAUUUCCCUGUUUUUUAAACUGCCUCUCAGUUUUAAAAUGUUCGGAAACUAAGAUU
This is a messenger RNA of Daphnia magna, 3364 nucleotides long. RefSeq lists its product as uncharacterized. The coding region runs from base 1371 to 3185 and encodes 604 amino acids. The transcript has 13 exons. NCBI's taxonomy places the organism in Eukaryota, Metazoa, Arthropoda, Branchiopoda, Diplostraca, Daphniidae. The record is from RefSeq and is a predicted model, not a curated record.